ACACACAACAAUCAAAUUAAAAAUCGGUAUAACUAGGAUUAGGACAGUGGUCCUUCCAAAGCGCUUUGUGGCUUCGCUUUAAUGGCUCCAUAGUUCUCUUUGUAGUUGUACAUUUCCUCUAAAGGAAAAGUGAAAGAGAAAAGAGAGACAGAUUGUGAGAGAGAAAGAGAGAGAAAAGAACGCUGCUGAAAAGAGAAAUCACUCACCGACUUUAGACAGUGAAGGCUUCCCAAGAGAGACAAAGAGGAGUGUGAAAUAGAGGACACAAUUAUGGAGCUCUAAAUCAGCCACUGCCUUUUACCACGUUCCUCUUGUUCUUGGUGCCAUGGUCAGACCCUGAAACAGACUUCCCCAACCUUUUCCAUGCUAUAAAGAUCAAAACGGAGUUUGACUCUACAUGGCUAACCGCAAAAAAUGUAUAAACCAAGACAACAAUUGUGACAAAUUGAAGAAAAACUCAGUGAGGAAAAUUCGCAUUAUAUACUCUGAUCCUUAUGCCACUGAAUCUUCAAGUGAUGAUGAAGAAAAAAAUGAGUUCAAGCCAAUGGGUGGUAAGCGCAAUGUCAAGGAGAUUUUGAUUCCAAAUGAGAAUUCAUUAUCGACUGAUGUGAAUGCCAUAUCCAAAGAGUGUAAAGAUUUGUUUUCUCAACCAUCCUCCCCAUCAUCCGUGCUUGAGGUCUCUACUCCAGCUCUACUUGGUAAUGGAAUUGGAAAUUCAAUCAAAGAAGACAAUGUGGAACUAAUUCUAUACAGCUCUACUUCAGCUCUUGUUGGUAAUCAAGUUGGAAAUUCAAACAAAGAAGAAGGCAGUGUGGAUCCAAAUCGUAAAGAAGAACAAUCGUUUUUGGAUUUCAUGGAUGACAUUGAUGCUUAUCCUACGCUUGGGGAUGAAUGUGGAGAGGAAUACGCUCUUCCUCCUUUCGAUAUUGAAUUUGCUGUUGGGGAUUUUUCUUGGAUUGAUGAGGUCCUAGAUCUUUCAGGACUAUAAUUUCUGCAGUUCUUUCCUACCUUUUUUCCCAAACAUUUUGCAGUUAGGAAGUAGCAGUUAGUAUUCUUUGUAUUAUAGCAAAUAUCUUCAUUUUGCAGAGUUUUGGAGGUUUUUGCCAUCUUUGUUAGGGGGCAAGAGAGUUCUUGGGUUUUCUCUGUGCUUUUAUAGCCGUCCCAAGUUUUGUAAGCUCUCAAGUAGUCUCAACUCUCAACCACUGCUCCCACUUCCAUAUAUCAGUUGUUUGUAAUUAAGAUUA
Messenger RNA from Quercus lobata, 1244 nucleotides. RefSeq lists its product as uncharacterized. Lineage: Eukaryota; Viridiplantae; Streptophyta; Magnoliopsida; Fagales; Fagaceae. The transcript is spliced from 3 exons. Bases 398 to 988 code for a protein of 196 amino acids. The record is from RefSeq and is a predicted model, not a curated record.